ACUCAAUUUUUACUGAGAUUUGGCGGAUCUCAAACCAACACCAUACCGGAGCGUAGUCACAUGGCGCCCAACUUCGUGUAGAGGUGUGGUUCCCAAAGAGGCGAUGGCAAUGAAAACCGAGUUUUAUGAGCUGCGACUAGAUACCUUUGCAUAGACUAAAGGAUUUUAGAGCGAAAGUGAGGUUGAGAAGUGGGAUGUAUGGGUCUGCGAUUUCCUGGAAGGUUGAGGUGCAGUUCGUGAAGGCUUUUGUUACAGGGUUUAGUGGCGGAUUUGGUUGAGAUUUGUGCGGAAAUCAUUGCUCGAGGACGUCGUCUGCCAUGGCUAAAACGGACGGUACAAAUGAGCCGCUUCACUGAUAUGAGACAAAACCACAGAGCUAGCGGUGCAAAACUUUUCAAACAAUAAUAGCUUUAUCAGAACCAUCGAAUCACUUCCCUCACAUGGCCCCAUCUCCAUCACAGCCAUUGUUGUGAACCAGUAAGAGAGAGAGAGAGAGAGAAGAGAUAGGUAUCCUCAUCUCAUGUCUUUGUUGCUGAGAAACCCAUUUCCCCUUCUUCAUUCCAUAUCUCUAAAUUUCCCCAAACACCAGCAUAAGCGCUGCACGGCCAUGAUGGAGGGGUCAAAAGUUGAGGCAACCGACGAGAUGAAGAAAUUAGAGGGAAAAAAGGUGUUUGUGGCUGGAGCGACUGGCAUGACAGGUAAAAAGAUUGUUGAUCAGCUGCUUUCAAAAGGAUUCCAAGUCAGGGCAGGAGUUCGUGAUGUAGAAAGCGCAAAGAGUUCUCUUUCUAGCAAUCAAAACAUUCAAAUAGUUAAAGCAGAUGUCACAGAGGGGUCAGAGAAAUUAGCUGAAGCCAUCGGUGAUGCCGAAGCUGUGAUUUGUGCAACUGGUUUCCGGCCUUCCUUGGAUUUGUUUGCUCCAUGGAAGGUCGAUAACUUUGGUACAGUAAACCUGGUUGAUGCGUGCCGCACGGUUGGGGUAAACAGAUUUAUUCUUGUCAGUUCCAUAUUAGUUAACGGUGCUGCAAUGGGUCAGAUCCUCAAUCCAGCUUAUAUUGUUUUGAAUAUAUUUGGACUCACACUGAUUGCAAAGUUGCAAGCAGAGAAGUAUAUCAGGAGUUCUGGAAUUAACUUCACUAUUAUCAGACCUGGUGGAUUGAGAAAUGAUCCCCCAAGUGGAAGCAUAGCGAUGGAAUCUGAGGAUACCCUCUUUGAAGGUUCUAUAUCUCGAGAGCAAGUUGCAGAAGUUGCAGUAGAAGCGCUUCGUCAUCCAGAGGCUUCCUACAAGGUUGUUGAGAUAGUCUCUCGCACAGAGGCCCCUAAGCACUCGUUUGCGGAGAUGUUUGGUCAUAUUAAGCAAGGGUGACUUGUAGUGUUAAGUUUGAUGUAUAAUGAGUGUUAAGCAUAGGAAUUACUUGAAGAAAUUCAAGAUUCUUUGCUAGUUUUCUCUCGCAUCUGAUUUGAGCUCUAGGUUCAUGGAGAAUGGAUUUGUACAAGAGGUGAAACAAGAUCCAAAUAAUGUACAUGGAGAUGUCUUCUAGUAAAUACAUGAGACCAUUACAAGUGGAUGAAAACCCUGAGGAUGGAAGAAAGGAUGAAAAAGGUUAAAAUAUGUACAUAUGCAUCUUGCAUGAAACUUGAUUGAUGAGAGCUGCCCUAUAUAGAAACUGAAGAUGCCGACUGUUAUGAAGAAGAUUCCUUUUAAGAAUUGACGCUGACAUGGUUGAACAAUCCAAUGACUUCUUAAAUAUUUUGUCCUCCUUUCCUCUUAAGUUUUACUAUGUUUUUUUUAUU
Amborella trichopoda is the source of this 1791-nucleotide messenger RNA. Its product is annotated as NAD(P)-binding Rossmann-fold superfamily protein. The record is from RefSeq and is a predicted model, not a curated record. NCBI's taxonomy places the organism in Eukaryota, Viridiplantae, Streptophyta, Magnoliopsida, Amborellales, Amborellaceae.